This is a messenger RNA of Trichophyton rubrum CBS 118892, 552 nucleotides long. RefSeq lists its product as uncharacterized. The record is from RefSeq and is a predicted model, not a curated record. Bases 1 to 552 code for a protein of 183 amino acids. The transcript is spliced from 3 exons. Lineage: Eukaryota; Fungi; Ascomycota; Eurotiomycetes; Onygenales; Arthrodermataceae.
AUGGACCCGCAGCCUGCGGUGGACAUGUUUUCCGACGAUAACGAGGCCGAGAGGGCAGAGCGAACGAGUUUGCUCAACGAACUGGACGGCCUCGUCGAUAGCGCUCUGUUCUCACGAGGACUGUGGGCUUGCCUGCGCGUGGCAGAUCUUGGGCCACUGCGGCGGAUCGUGGAGAGCGCCAGACGCAAUCCAGUCACUGUGCCAGGCUUGGAUUAUAGUCUACAGGAAAGCAAUCUGCUGCGGCACUGGAUGCAACGGACGCGAGAAAGUAGCCAAGCGACUUCGACAUCUACAACCCCGCCCCAGCCCAGUACGCCAACCCGACAAGGUGUGUCUGAUUUGCCCACCACUCUUCUCAAGCGACGACGGGAUACAAGGGAAAAACCACAGAGCAACCUUUGCCGUGAACGAGACCGAAACAGAUGUGUCAUCACAAAAUCUGGUGAGCCUGUCGAAGUAGCUCAUAUCUUCCCUUUCGCCAUGCGAGGUCUACAAACUGAGGAAGCGAGGUCACAGUUUUACAGUCCGUGGAAGAUCUUGAAGACCUUCUAG